Molecule: messenger RNA, 1131 nt
Organism: Aspergillus terreus NIH2624
Lineage: Eukaryota; Fungi; Ascomycota; Eurotiomycetes; Eurotiales; Aspergillaceae
Exons: 2
Coding region: 1-1131 (376 amino acids)
Source: RefSeq, a predicted model, not a curated record
AUGCCUAAGCGUGCAUCUUCUGACUCUGCCGGUCCAGCCAAAAAGGCCAAAACCGGCUCAUCCACCAAGCGCAACCAGCGCUGGUCCAGCGUUUCCGCCUCGGCCAAUGUCGCCGCCGUCUACAAGGAGCUCGUCGAAAAGGACCCAGCACACGCAUACAGCUACAUCUGUCUGUGUCGGUCGAUCAUCGACGACCACCAGGACGACGACGAGGAAGAUGACGAGGAAGACGACGAAGAUGAAGACAGCAAUGAGCAAGACCGCCCCGCCGACGCGGGGAAAAAAGUCCGCUGCGACAACGGCAAGACCUGUCUGUGCCGCAAACCCGCGGACGAACACCCCGGCCACCGCUGGGUCAUCUCCAAGGCCGGGUGGCAGAAGUACGUGGGCGCGCGCAUCAUGUGCAAUCUGCGCGAGCCGGAGCUGUUCGACAUGUACACGUUCAACGACCACGCCGGCUACGGGGUGCUCGAGGUCGUGCAGAACCUGCUCCUGGACUACGACGAGAUGAAGCCCAGCUGGCGCGACCAGUGGGCCGUGUGCGAGGCCAUGGUGCAAUUGUGUAUGGGGUCGUCGAUGACUCCGAUGACGAUGAUCGACGACGCCCAAUGCGUCUACGACACACAUAGCCUGAUCUGCCGCAUGUUCCUCAACAUGCUGGUCACCCUGGACAACGCUAGCUUGCUCAAGCCCAACCCCAAGGUCCAGAGCCUGCCGGCCGUCAUGGCGCAGUACAUCCAGCUGUCGACCGGGUGGGAGAAAGACGGUUUCAUGGGCGAAGACGACCACCUGGCGACCAGGUUUGCGGGAUACGUUCGCGCCUACGCGGCCAAACAUGGCAUUCAGCUCCCCCUGACAGACAAGGAGCUGGCCAAGGCCGAGGAGGUCCAACUGCCGCCGCAGGUCAAUGUUCGGGAUCCAUGGCUGUGGUCGGGCACUCUGCAGAAGUAUUCUGGCAAACAUGCAAAAAGCCAUUCGCCACGCCAGAAGGGACGGAUUGGGGGGGACUCUCUCGAUCUCACUACCUGGAGCAGUGCUGAGCGGAAGGCACACAGUUUCGAGAAAAAGGACCCCUUGGGGAAGGAGAUCAUGGAUGCCAUCAAGAAGGGGGAGGUGUUGCAGGUGGGCUAG